Anastrepha ludens (Mexican fruit fly) is the source of this 4148-nucleotide messenger RNA. RefSeq names its product trafficking protein particle complex subunit 8 (gene l(3)76BDm). The record is from RefSeq and is a predicted model, not a curated record. Gene Ontology annotation, cellular component: TRAPPIII protein complex; cytoplasmic vesicle; phagophore assembly site. Gene Ontology annotation, biological process: endoplasmic reticulum to Golgi vesicle-mediated transport; protein localization to phagophore assembly site. The transcript has 18 exons. The coding region runs from base 60 to 4058 and encodes 1332 amino acids. Lineage: Eukaryota; Metazoa; Arthropoda; Insecta; Diptera; Tephritidae. Gene Ontology annotation, molecular function: protein binding.
UGCACUCUGUGUUUAAAAGGUUAAAUAAAAAAGGUUAACUAGUCAUCUGAGCAGAAAUAAUGAUCCACCUAACAGGACACAAUUAUAAUGCCCGAGAGAUUAUACAAAAUAUGUUCUCCCCUCUGGUGGGCGUUGUUUGCAGUCCACUAGCCAGUGAAGUUUGUGCACGCAACAACUUAUCCUUUGUGGAAAUGUUACAACCAUUCGCUAAAUUACUGAGCGAUGCCCAAUUUCGUGACGUGUCCGAGACGAGUGUUUCCAUUAAAGGUUUGCGCUUAAAUUUCUGCGAUGUCGAUUGGCGACCACCACAGACCGUACUUGCGCGUAAAAUGCUAAAUGAGGCUGUAACAAAUGCGCAUAAUGAGAAAACUAAAUUUUUAACUAUAGGAAAUAUGGAUUUGGAGCUACCGACUUCCGAGCCAUGGUUCGAACAGUGGCGCGAAACGUUUCUAACGGUGCAGUUCCCCGCUGACCAUGAGUUUACGCGUCACUUUAUUAGUUGUCUCAUUGUCUUAAGUAGUAGCGAUCCGAACAUUAUUGAGAGCGCACAAAAGCUUACGCAACGAGUGCAUCAAAUGCAAAGUGUAACACCACAAAAAUUACCCAAGUGGUUUCAUCCUACUAACGUGCUUAAUAGUUACGUAGUGCUGCAUGAGGGCUCGCAAGGGGACAUAUCUAAAGCACAACAAGGUUACGAGUUGCUUAAGUCUACGUUUGGCAAUAGUAAAUGCUUUUUGGUGCAAAUCAAUUCAUUAGAUGCCACCGUAUCUGGAGAAGUACCGGACUAUUGGGCAACAUACAUAAAACGACAACCGAAAAAUGAGCUUCAAGUAGACCAGUUGAGUGGUCCAAAGACGCCACAGGAUGCCAUGUCGAUUAUUUCAAUGCCGAAUAUUCAAAUGUCAGUACUUAGUGAUGCAAUGGCGCCUACUGAGAGUGGCACUGAUGGAGCCAUUUUACAUCCCUUAAGUCCGGUGCAGGAAAAUGCAACCGAAGCAAUAAGCUCAAAAUUUUCAGUUAGCAGCGAGAGUAUAGCUUCUCAAACCAUAAACGCAAAUGUAUGGGCAUGCGAGCCGGACGGUGAUGGCACAACAGUGCAUGGCAGCUGCUUGAAUUCCAUGGACGUGGAAAACUUGCGUCAUUUCGUACAAGAUUAUACUGUGCGUGCGCUUAUACCCUACGCCGAGCAGUUGGUGGCCUUACUGGCAGAAGCGAUUACAAACAAAAAAGGAGUUAGCAAGUCGCUGCUUAGCGCUACUAAACGCUGGUUUGUUAGUAGUAAACCUGGAUCGAAUUCCAUAAAUCAAAAUGCUGUAAUUUAUACCCACGAAUCGUCGGAAUUGCAAACACGCAAACUUGGGGAUCUAUAUUUUAUGUUUGGUCAUUAUAACCUGGCUUUUCAAGCUUACCAUCAAGCUAAGCGUGAUUUUAAUGCUGAUUCCGCUUGGCAGUAUUAUGCGGGCGCACUUGAAAUGGCCGCCGUUUCGGCUUUUAUGCUCGGUACAGCAAAUCGAAAAACAUUUGAUUACAUGGAGGAUGCCAUUAUGUGCUAUUUAACCGUCUGCAAAUUACAGCAAUUUGCCACGCGCGCAACACUACUGAGUAUGGAAUGUCUGCGCACAUCACGCAUGUACGGCGAGGCCGCUAAACAGCUUAUCCGCAUGACCAGUGAAGAUACCGAUUUGCGCUCGGCUCUGCUUUUGGAGCAAGCAGCUUACUGCUUUUUGGCGUCGAGCCCCUCGAUGUAUCGCAAGUACGCAUUCAACAUUGUGCUCUCGGGCAAUCGAUUUUCCCGUGCUGGUCAGAGGAAGCAUGCGCAUCGCUGCUACCAACAGGCUUUUCAAGUUUUCCAAAGUCGCGGCUGGAGUUUAGCGGAAGAUCACAUACAAUACACGAUGGCUAAGCAAGCGUGUGCGCUGAAGAGAUUAGAAGAGGCGAGUCGUUCGUAUUCACAUCUACUGCAUCCUGACAGUCAACAGACUGCACAACAACAAAUCAUAUUUCUCAAGGAGUAUAUUCAAAUGCAUACUGAACUUAUGAAGCGGAAUCCUGAAUUGGGGCUGCUUUCGUUGUCUUUGCCACAGGUUUCUCAAAACUCUAUACGAGUCUUGCUGUCGACGCCAACGACCAUGGUGAAUGGACAGCAUGAAGCUGCCAGCGGCAUUGAUAUUAAGUCUAAUUCUGCUGAUGAAUCAACUUGGCAAAAAAUGGAAGAAAUGCUUGUAUCCUCGGCAGGUCUUAAAAAGGCGUUUGUGUUCAAGCCAACACAAUUUCUAUUCUCUAAAGAAUGCCCAGCUGUGGAGAACCCGCUGGCUGUGCAAGGCGAACCCAUUGAAAUUGCUGUGACUGUGUUUAACACCGUCAAGUGCAGCAUUACAUUAAAUGGCAUCGAUUUACUCUGGAAACUACAACUUGACAAUGGCGAGAUGCUUUCUAAUGAAUCAUUGUACAUCCAUAACGAAGAGAGCUCGAGUAAAGCCGCAGUUAGUGCGGCCAUCAAAACUAAUUGUGUGGCUUCGGUCGUUUUGGAUGAGCGUUGCGAGCAAUCAAUUUUCUUUAAAAUCACACCCAAAUUAACAGGACUUUUAAAUAUAAUCGGCGUGGUCGGUGAAGUGGUACUCACAUCCGAGCCCACUGCUUGUCUGUUGGGUAUGUUACAAUUCGAAACACCGCAAGUUAAGGUUAAGGGCAAGCAGUCCACUCAAAUGAUAUUGGACAGCAAACUGAGUAUCAAAGUGACACCUGCUGUGCCCUCCAUGUCCGUUAGUUUCUCCCAACUACCAGCAAAUUUAAUAGCCGGCGAAAUAUUGCCCGUAGCGGUGACACUGCGAAAUUCUGGUAUUGUAGCAAUUGAAGAAAUUUACCUUUGUUGCGACCAGCCGCGCUGGCUAACAUUGGCGGAUGCGGAUGCAGAAGUACCACUUUCCAUACUAAAAACUGUUAAAGAUCUAUCCAACGAGAAAUUAUCAAAAGACCGUGAAAUACGUCGCCAACGGGUAGUUCGUUUGCUCAAACAUGACAACGCGGUUAGUUUGAAGCCACAGGAGUGUGCCACCGUACCGAUGUACAUGCAGGCACCCUUCCAGAAAGGAGAAUUUACACUGAGACUACUUUUCAUUUACACGCUACCUGACGGCACUAGCGCCUCCAUCAAAUAUCGUUUGGUGCGCCACAACUGGGUAUUCCAAGUGCACGAAUGUUUACAUUGCGAAGCUACGUGCGUGAUCAGCAACACGCUCUCUGGCGAACUGGGGCUUGAUGUAGCGCUGAAAAACGAAAGUAGCGCAAAAAUUUUUACAGCAAGCGAUAUGUAUGUAAAUUCACUUGGAAUCUACAGCAGCGAUCACAACGUGAAUAGGAACAAGCUAUACAUAACUAAUCAAAUGGAUAUUGCCACCGGCAGUGAUGGAGGGCGCUAUCUCCCCUUGGGAAAAUCAAUGAAUUUUCAGUGUCGCUUAGAACGGAGCACCAACAAAAUUACGGUACAGCCAGCUAAUGUUCUGUAUGAACGCGUCUCGUUUGUGAACGUCAUUCCUUCAAUUAAUGCCGACAAAGCACAUGCGAACAUUCCGUCCGUGCAUGAAGCGUAUGGCUUUUUAGCAAGACAUGAGACUUCAUUCUUCAACACCAAUAUCAACACGGACGAGUUCAAUAGCGCUGUGCUUAAUUUAGACCCCCACACCACGGUAAUAUUAAAUUGGGCGGCGCUUGUUAAGUUGAGUGGAAAAGACGAAACGCAGCGUUUUGCUGUGGGUCAGCAUUUCAUUCAACUUCGCAACCUUUACGAAAGCUCGACAUGUCUAGGCGUAAAGGCGCCACAUGCUUUUGUGGAGAUUAUAGCGAAGCCGGAACAGGUGCGUAGCAUUGCCGCAUUCGCGUUGAACGACACGGAUGCCCAACCGUUUGCGGUAUUCGCAGAUGAGCAACGUUGGGUUGACGAUGAGGAUGAUGUUGACGUGGACGACGAUGGCGCAUCGUUUUGGGAGAUGAAUACCGAUUAUGUGGGCAAGCGUUGUUUACUCUUGGAUGAAAAUUUACCGCCUGCUGUUAAAGUAUAAAUUUUAAUCGUAGAUAUGUAUGUCUUAGUUAUAUAACAAAUAAUUUUAGUGUAUCUAAAUGCCGUUGUGCAAUAAAUGACUAAAUAUUGA